GCAACUACAUCGGCAAGACCAUCAAAUUUAGCAAACUGAUCAGAACCAGCUUUAGGAACUGUUCAAAGACUUUGUUCUUGAAGUUGCAGAGAGCCGUGUGUUGGAUCUGUAAGCCAAGACAGGGCAGGACGGAGGGUCCCCGGAGGAUUGAAAACAUGUCUGAAUCUGAAGUGAACUUUGAUUCCUACCCUCCGGUCUUUCGCCAGUUGAGGCAGCAUACCCAGAACUUUGACACGGUUGGUGCUAUAAACCAGGUCCCAGAUUCAGACCCUAUACCUGUCAUAGAUCUCCAAUGCUUAGACCUUGAACAGCUUGGGGAGGUUUGCAGAGAUUGGGGUCUUUUUCGUUUGGUCAAUCAUGGGGUUCCUCCAACCCUUCUGAGCCAACUUCAAGACCAUGCCAAGAAGCUUUUUUCUCUUCCCUUUGAAACCAAGCAGGCCAUAUUUAGCAGCCCUUUGUCAUACUUUUGGGGCACCCCUGUCCUCACUCCUUCUGGUGCAGCCCUACAGAUAGGUCCCCAGAAUGUCAAUUGGGUUGAAGGGCUCAAUGCUCCUCUUCUUCAACUCUCGCAAAUGCAAGCUGAAGAUCCUGUACUUGCAUCUUUCAGAGUGCUACUAGAAGAAUAUGGAAAGCACCUGUCGAGACUUGCUACAACCAUAUUCGAAGCUAUGGUGAUGAAACUCAAUCUAAAUUCAGAAGAAUCCAAGUCCAAUAUUCUAUCAGAAUCCACAGGAUUCGUUCGUGUUUAUCGCUACCCACAAUGCUUUGUGGCUAACUCUGCCUGGGGCAUGGACGUGCACACAGACAGCUCGGUUCUGUCCAUAUUGAACCAACACGAAGUGGGUGGCCUCGAAGUCCUCAAGGACAAGGAAUGGAUCCAAGUUAGACCUAUUUCCAACACACUCAUUGUCAAUCUUGGAGAUAUGAUGCAGGCAAUAAGCAAUGACGAGUACAAGAGUGUGGAGCACAGAGUGAAGGCAAGCAAACAUAAAGAGAGGAUCUCAAUCUGCUACUUUGCGUUCCCAGGUGAAGGCACUGUGAUUCGAAGCUCGAAGUACAGACCAUUUACAUACAGGGACUUCCGAGCACAAGUGCAAGAAGACGUUAAGAGCGUUGGGUUUAAGGUUGGGCUUGAAAGAUUCAAGCUUACUGAGACCUCUUGAGCAUGAUGGGCUUCAACGAUGUAUUGAGAAAAAUUAUAUUUUCAAACCGUUCUUUUUGCUUUGAUGAUGUAAUAGAGUUUAAUUUGUAAGAAUAUUUAAUUUUAUAUUUUUUUAUACAUCAAAAUUUUCUA
Molecule: messenger RNA, 1294 nt
Organism: Juglans regia (Persian walnut)
Lineage: Eukaryota; Viridiplantae; Streptophyta; Magnoliopsida; Fagales; Juglandaceae
Product: gibberellin 2-beta-dioxygenase 6
Exons: 4
Coding region: 156-1163 (335 amino acids)
Molecular function (GO): dioxygenase activity
Source: RefSeq, a predicted model, not a curated record